AUGAAAUUAAUGCAAUUAUUCGGUCUUUUUUUACUGGUUUCGCUUCCAGUUGUUCAUGGAGCCGUUGACAAAAGGCAUUACAUAGUCUACAUGGGACAACACAUGCAUCCGAGCUCAGAGUCUGUCAUCUCGGCUAACCAUGAAAUGCUUGCAUCGGUUCUUGAAAGUCAUAACGUAGCAAAAGAAGCAGCGAUCCACCAUUAUACGAAAAGCUUUAGAGGCUUCUCUGCGAUGCUUACACCUGGUCAAGCAACAAGACUUUCAGAAAAUGAAGCCGUUGUUUCGGUUUUCGAGAGCAAGCUGAAUCGAUUGCAUACAACUAACUCAUGGAGAUUCUUAGGACUGGAUUCCAUUCAGCAAUAUAACAAACUUCCUUCAGAUGUCAAAUCAGAUGCAAUUGUUGGUGUCAUUGAUACUGGCGUCUGGCCGGAGUCCGAAAGCUUUCAUGAUUACGGGCUCGGACCAGUGUCGGCCAAGUUCAACGGAGAAUGUGUAUCGGGUCAGAAUUUCUCAAGAUCUAACUGCAACGGGAAGAUUAUAGGAGCCCGAUACUACUCAAAAGGAUUCGAAGCGGUAAAUGGACCUCUCGAGAACUCCAACGUCACUUUCUUUCGAUCAGCACGAGACAGUCAGGGCCACGGUACUCACACGUCAUCAACAAUAGCCGGAUCGAAGGUCUCCAACGCCAGUCUAUACGGGUUAGGCUCUGGCACGGCAACAGGAGGCGUACCAAAUGCUCGACUUUCCAUCUACAAAGCUUGUUGGUUUGACGAUUGCGAAGAUGCCGACAUUCUCGCAGCUAUGGAUGACGCGAUUCAUGACGGUGUCGACCUCAUCUCUCUAUCUCUUGGUCCACUCCCUCCCCAACCAAUCUAUUUUCAGGAUGCGAUCUCAAUUGGAGCAUUUCACGCGUUUGAGAAAGGUAUUGUCGUAUGUGCGUCGGCUGGGAAUAGUUUUUUGCCACGUACGGCGAGCAAUGUCGCUCCGUGGAUCCUCACAGUCGGUGCUAGCACAAUGGAUCGUGAUUUUCCGUCGUACGUAGUUCUCGGAAAUUUGAAACAAUUGAAGGGUUUUGGUGUAAAUACGACUCCGGAUCAAGGGAAACAAUACGGUUUGAUAACCGGUAGCGUUACUGCAGCUUCAGGAAUCCCCUCUAGAAAUGCAAGGUACUCUAAUGAACUCAGCAAUUGCAAUAAAUCUAACUACGGUCAUAAGCAUAACAAAGACCUCGCAAAAUCGUUACGAUGA
Molecule: messenger RNA, 1248 nt
Organism: Cynara cardunculus var. scolymus (artichoke)
Lineage: Eukaryota; Viridiplantae; Streptophyta; Magnoliopsida; Asterales; Asteraceae
Product: subtilisin-like protease SBT3.3
Exons: 6
Coding region: 1-1248 (415 amino acids)
Biological process (GO): proteolysis
Molecular function (GO): serine-type endopeptidase activity
Source: RefSeq, a predicted model, not a curated record